AUGGAGGACACGAGCGCAAAUGUCGAAUAUACAGUCGAAAAGAUUGUGGAUCAUGCACGCUUUGACGACAUGUACUUUCGAAAAAUGAUGUUUCUCAAAAGUCGACAUCCUGCCACCGAUCAAAUUAUGGGAAAUUUCGUCCCGAAUUUCGAGAAAGGCGAUUUAUGCAACAAAUUUGUUUACAGGACACGCUGGGCAGGAUAUCGUCCAGAAGACGAUACAUGGGAGCCCGAAAGCAACUUCACGAUAAAUGAUAAAGGAAAAGCGUCGACGAACGAAUGUUUGGUCGAGUAUCAGAAGCUGCAUAAUAUAAGAAGCAAUCAAACCUUGAAAGCUAAAUUUGCAGGUCAGGCUAAUCUUGAGACCUUGGAGAAGUUCGGCCUUCCAGCAAAAGUUUACACCGAAUUAAACAACCGUUUUGAAGAAUGGGUACAAGAAGUGAGUAAAAUCGGCACCUUCAAUGAGCCUGACUUGAAUGCCAACGCCGUGUUUAUGACUCAACCGCCUAGUCAAUUGGGUGAGGAUAAAAAUGCUGAGAAAGUGGACAAUUUACGAAUGGAUUUUGAUGAGCCGGAGACUUCUGCGGCUGGGCGCCUAAGAGAGUUGCCAGCCAAAGAGGCAAAAGCGAAUAGUCUGAAAGGGGCAAGUGGAGAAAUUAGCACCGAUUCUUUAGCGUCAUCAACGGAUCAACGGAAAGCUGGAAAACAGAGCAAGAAAGCUAAGAAAGUCAAGUUGCUCACGAAUGAUGAAAGUGACGGGACUGCUACUCAACCAUCGUUUUAUUGGGAACGUCCAGCGCAUGAACGCUAUCAUGAGAUAAAAGCGCGUCAGACGAAGGAAAAUGAAAGUACUUGGAGGCAAUUGUGUGCACUGACUGACUCGUCUUCUAGCGACGAAGAACUACCACGAAAGAGAUCUUUGGAGAAUAAGCUACAGAAGCUCAAAGCUGGAUUAGCCUCCAGCAACUCGAAUGGCAAAGGUGGAGACGGAAAAUCGGCUGAUGGCACAAUCUAUGUCGGCACUCAUCCUGCAACGAGGCCAAAUGAAAGAAAAGAGAGCCAGAAAAAGGUCGAUCGAGCUUACAAGAAUGAAAAUGGCGAAGACAUUGGUCUUAUGGGAGAAAUAGAAACUGGGCCAAGCAUCGGAGUUCAACAAAAAAAGGAUGGGCCUACAUCAUCUGGGAUUCCUACCAGCUAUCCUCCACCACAGAAGAAACCGAUAAAGCCAAAAUUCCACAUCGACCCUCUUGAAAAGAUUCUCACCGGGAUGGAAGCUGAGAAAAAUCAAAGUGAGCCUAAAAUCCAGAACAGAAACUCGUCAUCCUGUAAACUACCACAGAAUUGGUCACAACGUCGCAAGACCAUACUCCUUGAUGCUUUGCCACAAGUCCAAGGGAGUAAACUCAAGAAGCAAUCACCUCCACAUGUACCAAAGAAGGAAAAGGUUAUGGCUGAAAAACCUAAAGCUGUGCCUGCAGGUCUUCUCAAGGAAAAUGACACAUUGAUCGUUAAGGAAAAACCUUCCGUGAAGAAGAAUGUGAUCAAAAAGGAAGCUCAAGCUGUGCAUGGAUACUUUCAAUUCCUUAUGUCACCAUUUCUGGCAAUGCCUUAUAAGAGACGCAGAGCACGAUCUUGCGCAGGAGCAAUGACGGAUGCUGGAGCUUCGUUUGAGAAGGAGAUUGACGAAGAGGCCGCUAAAGAGCACCGUUGGAAUGAAUUGAUGGAACGAGGAGUAAGGAACGAAAGGCCGUUCGAAGUGGUGCAAGGCAAGGUGGGCAGGUCAAUUCGGAUGACACAAAUCCUUCGAGACGGAGUUGUCCGAUAUGCUUGCGCUGAAAAAGGUGAUCGCCGGCACCUAAGAAGAAUUGGCCAUGUGAUUUCGCAGCCUGUGCCACUACGAGAAAUCGAUAUGGAACUCGUCGAGAAGAACGAGGCCGAACGAAAGAAGGAAAGGCUGCCGAGACAUAAACCCGAUUCACUUGUUUCA
Molecule: messenger RNA, 1986 nt
Organism: Mesorhabditis belari
Lineage: Eukaryota; Metazoa; Nematoda; Chromadorea; Rhabditida; Rhabditidae
Source: the annotation of a GenBank genome assembly